This is a messenger RNA of Mycena citricolor, 1066 nucleotides long. The record is from the annotation of a GenBank genome assembly. NCBI's taxonomy places the organism in Eukaryota, Fungi, Basidiomycota, Agaricomycetes, Agaricales, Mycenaceae.
ACCUGUCGCUGCAUCUCAGCGAGAUUCAUACCUACAUCACACUCUCACACUCUCAUAACUUUUCACGAUCAAAUCAUGUCUGCCACCACGAAUACGAACAUGACCAACAACAACUCCGAUGCACCCAACACCAAAGUCAGCAUCGGCACCAAGUUCAAAGGCGGCGCCAAAGUCGCGCAGGGACUGGGUGACACCAUCCGCGGCACGACGAUGGGCGCGAUCGACGCCGUCGAGCGCCGGGACUCUGCGGCGAACGACGAGAUGGGUCUUGCUGGAGCGCGGGUGAACAACGGGCCGGGGGAGUCGCUCCAAGGGUGGGGAAGCGGCAUCAAUGGCGCUAACCCGGAGGCCACGACGAACGCGACGGGAUUCGCCCCGCCCAAGGGCGCUGAGUAUGCUCAGAACUCUACAACCAACGCACCGUCAGACCUUGGUCGGGGGCCCAACGCUUACAGCGGGAACAACACGAACCAGCCGCCGACCUACCCCGCUGGCGGGCCGCCCGUGCACGACUACAAGUCCGCCGACGGUGGUGCGAUGGGAUACACCAGCCCCACGCAGAUGGGAAACCGCCCGCAGAACGAUGUGGGCGAGAGCGAGUACGAGGCGCGGAGGGAGGCCGGCGCUGGCAAUGGAGCAUCCUAUCAGUAGACCGGAAUGCGGACCGUAUAUUGAUUAAUCUGUAGUACUACUAGUAAGUAUACCCGAAGUUGAUAUCCUAGGAUGGAUCUGGACUUGUAGUAUGACUGUCCCGGGAUUAUCGAAGGUGAAUUGCCGCUACCGUUCACGGAUUACAACGAAGAGAAGUAACCGAGAAAUGCUGAGAACAUUCGAAUUAGCGUUGAUGCAAAGGCUCCUAGCCAGUUCUUGAGUAGUCCCAUACCGUGCGUGCACCAAUGGCAUCGUAACGAAUAUAGCACCCAGAUAGGGCUAGCAAGGCAAUGUCGUCAUCGUUGCUCACGUGGCGCUGCAUCCAAACUUCAUAGUGUGUUCAGCCGAGACCGCACGGAUACCAAACCCGUAACAUAUCGCUUCUGCCUUUUACACCUGAUUGUUUGAACGAGAU